CUCCCUAGCUCGCAGCUAAAAUUCAUAAACAUCAAAUUGUUAUUGCUUGCGACGGGUAACCAUUAAAUGCGAGCCCCAGACACGACAGCAACAAAAUGGGUAUCCUAGAGAAAAUAGCAGAGAUCGAGCGGGAAAUUGCGCGAACCCAAAAGAACAAAGCCACCGAAUACCAUUUGGGCUUGUUGAAGGCAAAGCUUGCCAAGUAUCGAUCGCAGCUGCUGGAGCCGUCGAAGAAGGGCGAGAAGGGCGAAGGAUUCGAUGUGCUGAAGAGCGGAGAUGCGCGUGUGGCAUUAAUCGGUUUCCCGUCGGUGGGAAAGUCCACCAUGUUAUCAACAUUGACGAAGACUGAGUCAGAGGCGGCCAACUACGAGUUCACCACACUGACCUGCAUUCCGGGAGUUAUCGAGUACAAGGGCGCCAAUAUACAGCUGCUCGAUCUGCCGGGUAUCAUUGAGGGUGCUGCCCAAGGUAAGGGUCGUGGUCGUCAGGUAAUUGCCGUGGCCCGUACGGCAGAUCUGGUGCUGAUGAUGCUGGACGCCACAAAGCCGAAUGUGCAUCGUGAGCUGCUGGAACGGGAAUUGGAGUCUGUGGGCAUACGGCUGAAUAAGCGGAAGCCCAACAUUUACUUUAAACAGAAAAAGGGCGGUGGUCUGAGCUUCAAUGCCACCUGUUCCCUGACGCGCUGCAACGAGAAAAUGGUUCAAACCAUUCUCCACUCGUUUAAGAUCUUUAAUGCCGAGGUGCUGUUCCGGGAGGAUUGCACCGAGGACGAGUUCAUCGAUGUGGUCACUGCGAAUCGCGUCUAUCUGCCAUGCUUGUAUGUGUACAAUAAGAUCGAUCAGAUCUCCAUUGAGGAGGUGGAUCGACUGGCCCGACAGGACUUCUCUAUCGUAGUCAGUUGUAACAUGAAGCUUAAUCUGGACUACAUGCUGGAGGCCCUCUGGGAAGCCUUGCAGCUCAUACGGGUCUAUACCAAGAAGCCGGGUGCGCCUCCAGAUUUCGACGAUGGUUUGAUUCUGCGAAGGGGUGUCAGUGUGGAGCACGUCUGUCAUGCCAUUCAUCGUACUUUGGCGGCACAAUUCAAGUACGCGCUGGUUUGGGGGACAAGCACGAAAUACUCGCCACAGCGUGUAGGAAUUGCUCACGUGAUGGCCGACGAGGAUGUCAUUCAGGUGGUUAAGAAAUGAGGAGUUGGCUUUAAUGUGCAUUGUGUGUGUUGGGGAAAUGCUGUCGUUAUCCUGAGACGGUAAGGAUAUUUUUUAUAAAAAGUAAAUAUGGAACGCGUUUGUUGAUUUAAUGCUUGGCCCGAUUGAAUUGAAAUAUAUCUAUAUAUUCUAUAAAAGAA
Scaptodrosophila lebanonensis is the source of this 1345-nucleotide messenger RNA. Its product is annotated as developmentally-regulated GTP-binding protein 2. Gene Ontology annotation, cellular component: cytoplasm. NCBI's taxonomy places the organism in Eukaryota, Metazoa, Arthropoda, Insecta, Diptera, Drosophilidae. The transcript is spliced from 4 exons. Gene Ontology annotation, biological process: cytoplasmic translation. The record is from RefSeq and is a predicted model, not a curated record. Gene Ontology annotation, molecular function: GTP binding; GTPase activity. The coding region runs from base 96 to 1187 and encodes 363 amino acids.